Messenger RNA from Hydra vulgaris (swiftwater hydra), 2189 nucleotides. RefSeq names its product ralA-binding protein 1. The record is from RefSeq and is a predicted model, not a curated record. NCBI's taxonomy places the organism in Eukaryota, Metazoa, Cnidaria, Hydrozoa, Anthoathecata, Hydridae. Gene Ontology annotation, molecular function: GTPase activator activity; small GTPase binding. Gene Ontology annotation, biological process: small GTPase-mediated signal transduction.
UAAAAUAAGAAGUUAUAUAUUUUACUCAAAUAAAAGAAUGGCUGACAUAAAGGAAAAGGAUAACGAUGGCUCUAAAGAAGCUGGAAGUCCAAAAGCACCUAACAAAAAAGAUAAAAAGAAGUAUCAUGCAUUUCGAUCAGAUGAUGAUGACUCUUCUGAUCAAGAUGAAAUAGAUUCCCCUGUACCAAAAACUCAGAAGGUUAAGAAAGAUCGUAAUUCGUUUAAAGUAAAAAUCAAAAGUAUGAAAGGAAAGAAAAAAGAGAAAGAGAAAAAAAAAAAAGUAAAAAAAACUGGUGAUGAAAUUGAAGAUGGAACUCUUGCCAGAGAGGUAAUAUUUGGUGUGCCAUUGGAAUUAGCAGUUGAACGAAGUGCUUUUCCAGACAAAAUUCCUUUGCCACGUAUUGUAAGAGACUGCAUACAGCAUAUUGAAGAUACAGGACUUGAAACAGAAGGUCUCUACAGAGUUUCAGGGAUUAAAUCAAAGGUAGACCAAAUGAAACAACUAUAUGAUGAAGGAAAACCUGUUAGUUUCACUGAUGUUGAUCCCUGUGCCACUUCUAGUUUGUUGAAGCUAUACUUAAGAGAAUUACCAUCAAGUGUCCUUACCACAAGGCUUGCUCCUAUUUUUGACUCUUGUGUAGGAUUAACUGAUGUUAAUGAACAAGUUAAAAGAUUCCAACAACUGAUAAAUGAUCUUCCUUGUCCAAACAGAACUCUGUUGGCAUGGUUGUUUACACAUUUUAGUCAUGUAAUGCAAAAGCAUUCUGCAAACAAGAUGAGUAUUCAGAACUUAACUAUUGUUUUCAGUCCAACAAUGAGUAUUUCACAUGGUGUGCUUAAUAUUUUCUUUGAACACACCCCAGAGUUUUUUCCAGAUACAGAGCUUGUAAGAUAUGUCCCUCCUCUCAAAAAAGAAGACUACGAUGACUAUCCAGAAGAUGUUGCAGAUUUACAAGAUUUAUUGAAAGAAAAUGAAAUGGUUUUAACAGAUUUGCAUGAUCGAGUGAACCAAGGAUGUCAAGAUAAAGAAGUAAUGGAGGAACUAUGGGAAAGACAAAGGAAGUCAACACAAAUUAAACGAAAGAUUAAAGCUAAAGUACAGAGAGAAAAGCAGAAUCGAGAAAGCUUGAUCCAUGAGGAGGAAUGUAAUAUCUCUAACUUACAUGAUAAAAUAGACACAGAAGCCAAAGAGAUCCAAAAGAAUAUGGAAAAAUCUCCUCAAAAUCAAAAUUUAUUAAGUUCAAAAGUAAAUACAAACAUUAAAAAUAAUAUUAAAAGUAAUUCUGAUAUUAAUUUAUCUGAAAUUAAAGGUGAAAUCGCGAUGCAUUCAAAUCUUCAUUCAACAAGUACCCCAAUAAACAUACCAUCUCAAAAAAUAGGAAAAAGUCCAAAUAAAAGUUCUUCUCAACUACAGUUGCAUUCUAACCCUGAUGCAAUUAGUAACUCAUUAAACAUACAAUCUAAAAAGAUAGAAAGUAGUCCAAAUAAAAGUUCUUCUCAACAGCAGUUGCAUUCUAAUCCUGAUUCAAUUAGUAACUCAAUAAACAUACAAUUUAAAAACAUAGAAAGAAGUCCAAAUAAAAGUUCUUCUCAACAGCUGUUGCAUUCAAGUCUUAAUUCAUUAAGUAACUCAAUUAACAUACAAUCUAAUGUAUUAGAAAAAAGUCCAUUUAAAGGUUCUUCUCAAUUUGGUUGCGUGAAAAAUGAAUCAGAGAAACCUAAAGAUAUUAUGAAUCUUAAGAACCCUCUCCAGGAACAAAUUGAUGCAGAAAUUAAUAAGUUGCAGCUUGAGGAGAAGCAACUGAUGUUUGAAAAUGAGGAGUUGUUAAAAAUUGAAGAAUCGCUGCAUAAGAAAAUACAACAGGAAAAAUUACAAGUGGAAAAUUUAAAAGCUAGAAUAUUUGAAUUUGAAAAUUGUAAAACUAGUACUUCUUCAUCCUCUAGUUCUUCUACUAACUCGUUAUUCAAUGAUACUGAGAGGAUAUAUAAUGAAGUUGACAAUAUGGAGCUAGAACAAAAUUUAAAAGAUCUUGAAUGCAGGAAUAAAGAACUCGAGUUGGAGAACAAUAAUAUUAUUCUCAAGAUCAUUGAAGAAUGUAACCUAUGCGCAAAAAUAAUGGCAAAAAUUCGAUUGCUUGAAACAGAACAAUGAAUGUAUUUAUAAAGAAAAUAAAUUGUAUUUAUCUUAA